GCAACCGGAGGAGGGAGGGAGGAGAGGAGAAAGAAAGGGAAGUGGGAAGGGAGGAGAGAGGGGGAGCCAGGGAAAGCUCUCUUCUUCUUCUUCUUCUUCCUCCUCCUCUCGAAUUCCGUCCCUUGUCUCUGUCCUCCUCGCCCCGGUUUCCCCGGUUUUUUGGAAGGGGAAAGUGGAGGAGGAAGGGAUGGGGAGGGAGGAGAGGUUCCCGGUGUGGGAGGCCGCGCUCGGCGCCGGGGUCGCCGCCGCCUUCGCCGCCGGGCUCGUCGGAGUCUACCUUUCCAUGCCGGACUCCGACUACAGCUUCCUCAAGUUGCCGCGCAACCUCGAGGAACUCCAAAUCCUCACUGGCCAUCUUGAGAACUAUACUAGUGACUACACCCUACAGGUGUUGGUAGGUUAUUGCGCUGUCUACAUCUUCAUGCAGACCUUCAUGAUCCCAGGGACAAUAUUCAUGUCACUGCUUGCUGGUGCUCUAUUUGGGCAACUCCGGGGCGUGGCCCUGGUGGUCUUUGCUGCCACUGCUGGUGCUUCUUCGUGCUAUUUCCUCUCGAAGAUGAUUGGGAAGCCACUGGUGUUCUCACUGUGGCCAGAUAAGCUCAGUUUCUUCCAGAAGCAGGUUGCUAAAAGACGAGAGAAGCUAUUGAAUUACAUACUUUUCCUCAGGGUCACCCCAACAUUGCCAAAUACCUUCAUCAACUUAGCUUCACCUAUAGUAGAUGUCCCCUAUCAUACAUUCCUACUGGGAACUCUCAUUGGUCUCAUCCCAGCUGCUUACGUGACUGUGAGGGCUGGAAUUGCUCUUGGAGAGUUAACUUCGCUGAGUGACCUUUAUGAUACCCAGUCAAUAGCGCUGCUAUUCCUGAUUGGUGUUGUUUCAGUCACGCCUGCACUGUUGGGCAAGGAUGAGGCGCAAGAAAAACCAUUGGAAAUGGCAGUAGGCGCUUCAUGAUCACCAAAGCAUCACACAGUGUCCACCUCACCUGUAUAUAUCAGCAUCCAGCAAGUAGUGGCUCCAUUAGUUCGGAUCGACAGGCCCUAGUGGCCAGAUGAUAGAUGGUUCGCAUGGCUGCGCAGCUUGGCGGGACCUCAGCCCGAAGCUUGGCCAUCACCCGCUUACAGAGGUACCUGUGUUGCCACCAUCAGAAUCAUUACAUGGUGGCCAUUCACCACAUCAGAAUGAAUGAACCUGGAAAGCAGAAUGCCCGUUAGACAAGCUGCUCCGAUGUGUAAACGAGCAGUGUUGCUCUGUUCAGAUGGGACAAGCUUUGUAGUUCAAUCUUGUGUAUAUAUUGACCAGAUUCAUUCAAUCCAUAUUCAGUGGUUCAAAGGUGUUGCUCUGUCCA
Molecule: messenger RNA, 1346 nt
Organism: Panicum hallii
Lineage: Eukaryota; Viridiplantae; Streptophyta; Magnoliopsida; Poales; Poaceae
Exons: 4
Coding region: 188-952 (254 amino acids)
Source: RefSeq, a predicted model, not a curated record